This is a messenger RNA of Salvelinus fontinalis (brook trout), 4265 nucleotides long. RefSeq names its product RUN domain-containing protein 1-like. The coding region runs from base 167 to 1873 and encodes 568 amino acids. The transcript has 5 exons. The record is from RefSeq and is a predicted model, not a curated record. Lineage: Eukaryota; Metazoa; Chordata; Actinopteri; Salmoniformes; Salmonidae.
CCGCCUCUCCCUUUGAUUUAUGAAUCUUUCAAGAUGGCGAUGCACCUGCUUCAUCGGUGGUAAUUCUUUUAAUUUCUAAAACGGUGUACAUAAACGAUAAAACAAAGCGUCGUUUCCAGUUGACAAUAACAUCGGAGGACAACGUUGUCUUUAUUACCUUUCAAACAUGUCGACAGAGGAACUGUCAACCUCGGACAGCGAAGCAGUUGCUGGGGCUGGCAAGCGAUGGGCGCCCGUCGGCGCUGUAGCCAGUCCGGAGGAUGAGAGCGGGAAGGGAAACGCGGUCGAGCCGAGGAGGAAAGGCUCAGCUGUGUCUGGUGAGACGGAGAUGACCGCAAGAUUGAGGAAACUGGAGGACGAACAGGGCCUGCUGAAUUCCUCGCUCCUCGCGUUGACAUCUCAUUUUGCACAAGUGCAGUUCCGCUUGAAGCAGAUAGUUCACGCUCCGACUGAUGAGAAGGAGAGGAUGCUGGUAGAACUCGAGGAGUUUGCCUUCAAAGGCUGUCCUCACGUUGUGGGAUGCAGGCCACAGGAUACUCAACAGCUUGAAAACGCGAGUGAGAGGGAGAAGAGGGAGCGUCUGGAGGUCCAGAGGGAGAAGCAGAAGGAGCUCAUCGUCCAGCUGAAGACCCAGUUGGAUGACCUGGAGCGCUAUGCCUACCAGGAGGGCAGCUACGACUCCCUGCCCCAGUCUGUGGUCAUGGAAAGACAGAAGGUAAUCAUUGACGAGUUGAUCAAGAAGCUGGAUGUGAACUUCAAUGAGGACAUAGGGAACCUGACGCCUGAGGAGCUAAGACAGAGAGUGGACGCUGCCAUCGCUCAAAUAGUCAACCCAGCCAGGGUCAAGGAGCAGCUGGUGGACCAGCUCAAGACCCAGAUCAGGGACCUAGAGAUGUUCAUCAACUUCAUCCAGGAUGAGGUAGGGAACCCUCUUCUGUCUGAUGGUAAACCCAGCCAGCAACCGAGGACAGCAGGGCCCAACACCAGAGCCCCUGGAGGGAGGAAGAAAAUGGACCCAGAGCAGGCCCAGAAGAUGAGGCAGACAGGCUUGCAGCUGAUCCAGCGGGCCCUGGCUGUGCUGCAGAUCUUUGCAGUGAGCCAGUUUGGCUGUGCUGCUGGCCACGUUCCCCAGAGCAUGUGGUCGCAGGGGGAAGGGGGCCAGGACUACGGCCCUCUGCUGCAGCGUCUGGAGGGGGCUGUAGACCGGGUUCGAGUGCAGGCCUCGUGCAGACAGCCCUCAGUAGAUCACGUGGUCAGCUACAACAGCAGCUUGGCCCUGGGGUCCCGUGAUGAGCUCACUGCCUCAGUGAGGAAGGAGCUGGCCAUGGCUCUGAGAGACCUGCUAGCCCACGGUCUCUACUCCCCCUCCCAGGGCAUGAGUCUGGUGCUGGCCCCCAUCUCCUGCCUGCUGCCCUACAGACCUGGCCCAACAACCAUCCACCCCUGGGAGCUCUUUGUCAAGUACUACCACUCCAAAAAUGGCAAGGCUUUCGUGGAGUCGCCAGCCCGCCAACUCUCGCAGUCCUUCAGCCUACCUGUUGUGGGCAAUCCGGUCACUGUCACACCCAAGCAGUCUCUGCUCUGGGCUAUUCACUCAGUGUUGCUGGAGCAUGAUCGCUACAAGCGAGGAGCAGACUCAGAGUUCAAGGCUCUGGUAUGCAUGGCUCUGAACGAGCAGAGGCUAGUGUCAUGGCUUAACCUGCUGUGCAAGUCAGGGGCCUUGGUGUACCCGCACUACCAGCACUGGAGCUACAUGGCCCAGACAGGCUUCGAGGGAGCCCUGCGCAUCCUGGGACGUAUCAGCCACCUCAAGUUUAACCUGCCGGUGGACCUGGCUGUGAGGCAGCUCAAGAACAUCAAGGAUGCCUUCUGAGAAGGGACUGUCGAGAGACACCUAAAACCAUGCUUUCAGCUCACAUGGUUACCAGGCCUGAUUUAAGGGUAAAAAAUAAUACAAUCAACUGGCCUUUGAGGACCGGAAGGCAUGGUUUGGGUCUCCCUCAAGUGCUGAAAUUAUAAUUGGCAUAAAAGAUUUGUGCUAAUGUUGCUUUAUCCGUUUUACUUUAAAUGUAUCUUGGGUCAUUGGGUCAAAAAAAAAAUAUUAUUAUUAUUAUUUUUUUUAAAUACAUUUUAUCCUCUUUUCUCCCCAAUUUUCGUGGUAUCCAAUCGCUAGUAAUUACUAUCUUGUCUCAUCGCUACAACUCCCGUACGGGCUCGGGAGAGACGAAGGUCGAAAGCUAUGCGUCCUCCGAGGCACAACCCAACCAAGCCGCACUGCUUCUUUAACACAGCGCGCCUCCAACCCGGAAGCCAGCCGCACCAAUGUGUCGGAGGAAACACCGUGCACCUGGCCCCCUUGGUUAGCGCGCACUGCGCCCAGCCCGCCACAGGAGUCGCUGGAGCGCGAUGAGACAAGAAAAUCCCUACCGGCCAAACCCUCCCUAACCCGGACGACGCUAGCCCAAUUGUGCGUCACCCCACGGACCUCCCGGUCGCGGCCGGCUGCGACAGAGCCUGGGGGCGAACCCAGAGACUCUGCUGGCGCAGUUAGCACUGUGAUGCAGUGCCCUAGACCACUGCGCCACUCGGGAGGCCCCUGGGUCAAAACAUUUUUGUUAGCAUCCUGUCUAAAAACAUGGCAUGAAUUUUGUGCAAAGCUGUUCAACAAAAAUCAAGUGUGCAAUGUUGAUGCAUUAUAUAGCAAAUCUGAUUUUUAUAUAGCAAAUCUGUAACUAACAUUUAAAAUAUCAAUGCCCCCCCAUAACCACUCAAAGGGAGCAUAUCAAGAUCCUAAUGACUUGUUACGUUGCAUUAUAUGGAGCUUGUUGCCUCCCCUUAGGAAACACUUCCUUUAUGUGAUGUUGUUUGACUUGUCCCUAUGGAGAUGAGAUACAGUAGCUCAGACCUAUGCAGAUAAUAUCGUGAGGUUGGCCUUUUACAGUAAUUCACUACUGUAUAAUGAUUACCUAUAGAAUGCGUGAUCAUCAAUGUGACCAAAUGUAUAGUCAUUCCCUCCCCAUAUUCUGUAGUAUGGGCAAAAACAGACCAGUAUCCUGCACUGUCACUAAACUGUACAUUUUGUGUUCUCUACGGAAGAGAAUAAUAUGGGUUACUACAGUUCACAUUCACUGAGCAUUGCUCUCUGUCUGUGGUUACUCAAAGCUCCCCUGUUGUGUUCACAGAAGACGCGCACUAUUCAAUGCACUCAGGUCAAAUGAACAUGGCAACAGUGUAUGCUCUCACCAAUGAAUGUACAAGAGAGGUCAAAAUUCUAAAGAUGUCACAAGUGUUCUGAAAAUCAAAAGGAUCACUCAGGCAGCAUGUAGUGUCUCUCUGUUGAGAAAUAAGCAGAACCUGCCUAACGUGUCUUAAAGAAGGUGGAUAACAUAGAGACCCUGUAUUAACUGCUGCUUCUUUACUGGUCCAAAUGGAAGUGAUUAAAAAAAAAAAAAAAACAUUUAUGAUUUAACUAUUUAGCUUAUAUGUAAUUAUAUAUUUAAUCGUCCAAUAUUUAAGAUGGUUGUGGGAUGUGAUCGUUUAAUCUGUUUCUAUUUGUUUUUCUUAAUGGUGAAUGAAAACCACUUGAAGUGAAAUCUUCCUAUUACAUGUGAAUCACAUGGGGUGUAUCCUGAAAAGCUGAAUGUACAAACCAUAGAUACUGUUCAUUUCCACAUGAGUGAAAACUUAUCAUCCCUGGUAUGGCUUUUCCAACCCUCCUCAUAUUAAGGUAUAACCUACUUUGUUACUGGUUAAGUGCUACUCCCAGACUUUCUGUUCUAUUCUCUUAUGGUCUAUGGUAUUGUAUUGGGAUCUAUUUUGUUGUAUAGUAAAUUGCAAAUGCCUCAGCCGGACCACUACCAGACUAUGCUUGGAUCUGGUCUGUGCUUUACUGGUGUGCAUCUCCAUGUAGUGUAUGGGAGGACAGGUUGUCCUACAUCGAAAGCGAUACUUUGGUUUGCAUACUUCUGAGGUGUUAAUGUGAAUAAUCAAUACCCCCUUCAUUUAGCCUGCAUUGUUACUUUUCAAAUGCACUGUGCUCUUGUCAAAACUACUGUUAACACAAACAUAGACACGCACACAUCACAACUACUACUACUAAGAAAUGUACAUUUCUGUAUGAAAAAUGAGACUUAGUUACUGUCUCUGAUUUGUUUUUGUUUUUUUGUGCAUACCCUACUGGUCAGAUUGAGAAAAAGUUAUACAGCUGUUUAUUGUUGUUGUUCAAUAACGAUGAAUGUGAGAAAAUAAACUAUUUCAAAAUCCUA